This is a messenger RNA of Megachile rotundata (alfalfa leafcutting bee), 1237 nucleotides long. RefSeq names its product CDAN1-interacting nuclease 1. The record is from RefSeq and is a predicted model, not a curated record. NCBI's taxonomy places the organism in Eukaryota, Metazoa, Arthropoda, Insecta, Hymenoptera, Megachilidae.
UUGAUAGGUCGUACUUCAUUUGCGCAUUUCAGACAACUUCAAUAUACUCCUCACUAUUAAGUGUUGUCAAAAUAUUAUGCGUUAUGGAAACACUAAUAAGGCUCCAAUAUGAAGGUUGAAUUGUAUAAUGAUAUUGUAGCAAGUAUUCGAAAAUUUCGAGGUUUAUCAAAGGAUUGUAGAGACAUGUUGAAAGAAAAAUAUAGCGAUAUUCCACCUAAUACACUGUAUAGUAUAUUGUCUUUAGAAAUACAGCAUAGAAUGAAAGUUAACCAUGGUAAAUUAUUUGGCAACAAUAAGAACUAUUAUGAUACUUAUGUAGAAGCUGUACAAAAUGGUGAACCCGUUGGGAUUUUAUUAAAAAUGGCAAAGGAAAUUGGAGCACCACCAGCAUUAUUAGCUAGAAAUAUUCUUGAGAAACAUUGUGGAAGAGAUGACCCUAAUUUUUCUAAAAAUGAAGUGAGUAAAUUGUUUAAGGACACUACUCUUAUUCAGGAUAAGGAUCUUGCAUAUGAAAUCUAUUUGUGUAUAUUAUAUGACAAUUUGUAUGGACCCAUAGCAGAUGCUAUUGGAAUUUCUGUAGGCCAGGAGUACGAAUUAAAGCUACAAAAUUAUUUGACAGAACGAAAUCUUGCGUUCCGUAAUGAGGAACACUUACGAUCACGCGGAUACGACAAAACCCCCGACUUUAAGCUUGAAGUACCAAUUGCGGUAAAUGGUUUUGUAAUUAACUGGAUAGAGUCUAAAGCUCGAUUCGGAAAUGCGGAGAUACAUCAGAAAUAUAUUAAAGAGCAAUUUUUGAGUUAUUGGAAUAGAUUUGGACCAGGACUUGUAAUUUACUGGUUUGGAUUCUUAGAUAAUUUAUCAAAACCUAGUGAGAAGAGAUUUGUAAUAAUGGACCACUUUCCAAAAGAUAUUACAUACAUGGAUCCUACUUGCAUUAAACCUACAGCUUGUUAAUUGUAAUAUUCAUACAUACGUGUAUGAUAUUAAAUAUAUAUUUGUACUUAAAUUUAAGACUUGUAUGUACGUAAAUAUAAGACAGUGAUGAAUAGAAGUGCCCACUGAAAAUAUGAGCACUAGCAUGUAUAUACAGAGACUGAAUAGGAGAUUAAAGAACCUAAGGAAAGCCUAAGAUAGAGAUUAGAAACAAAACCAUAGGCUAAGGAAACCUAGAAAGGAACUGUUAACAAAAUUUUGUACAUUAUUUUAAAUAUACUAGAUAUGUAUUAAAAUUCAA